Molecule: messenger RNA, 3935 nt
Organism: Haliotis rubra (blacklip abalone)
Lineage: Eukaryota; Metazoa; Mollusca; Gastropoda; Lepetellida; Haliotidae
Product: ketimine reductase mu-crystallin-like
Exons: 8
Coding region: 58-987 (309 amino acids)
Cellular component (GO): cytoplasm
Molecular function (GO): hormone binding
Source: RefSeq, a predicted model, not a curated record
ACUCACCCUCCCUAUCGAAUCCGUAUAUGUCAUGUGACUUUGUUUAUCUCGGUCAAAAUGGUUGACCUCAUCAGUUUUGUCCCAGCUAGCAAGGUUUUAGAAGUUUUAAAGUAUGAAUCCCUAAUCGAUACCAUUGAAUUAGCGUUCAAGAAGUUUUCUUCACGUCCCGAGUCUGGAGUCUGCCAACCGAUGAGAAGUGUCAUUUUUGUUCCACCUACAAAUGGAUUUUUGGGAGUUAUGCCUGGCUACAGUCAACACGAUGAUGUUCUGGCAACCAAGCUGGUCUCAUUUUUUCCCCAGAAUAAAGAUUUACCAACACACAAUGCUGUUAUCCUGAUGUUUGACGUCCAUAAUGGAUUACCUAAAACUAUCUUGGAUGGAGAGGUGAUCACAAUGAUGAGGACGGCAGCAGCAUCGGCCGUGGCUACCAAGUACCUGUCUCCCCCGAACUCCACGACUCUCGCCAUCCUUGGUGCAGGCGUCCAGGCCAGGUCUCACUUCCACGCCCUUACUCAAGUCAGAACAUUCAGCCAGGUGAGACUGUGGAACUGGAGAAGGGAACGAGCAGACGUUCUGGCUGCUGAGAUUGGAGGCACAGCUUUUGACACUGCAGAGGAGGCUGUCCGUGAUGCCGAUGUCAUCGUCACUGUGACAUCAUCAUCAACACCGGUGUUGAAGAAAAACUGGGUUAAGCCUGGGACCCACAUCAAUGCCGUGGGUGCCUGUCGACCAGAUUGGCAUGAGAUCGAUCCAGACUUGAUGCUCCACAGCGUGGUGUAUGCUGACAGCUAUGAAGGCGGGUACAAGGAAAGUGGCGACAUUGUCUUGUCUAAGGCAGAGAUAUAUGCAGAACUAGGGGAGGUAAUUCUCGGGAAGAAGGAAGCUCACAAAGACAAGACAACUGUCUUCAAAUCUCUUGGUCUCGGUAUCCAGGAUGUUGUCUCUGCCAAGCUGGUGAUGGAUAAAAUAGAGAUGCAGCAGGCUUGAGCCUUGGAUGGAGCAUGAGUCUGUCUCACAUACGUCUCUCUGAAUGGCAAAUGCAAACACAAAGAGCGACAGUGAGUCCAAACAAGAGGCUGGGGACUUUCUCGCAGAGAUAUGUUGGUGCUAGUCAUACUGUCAAGAUUGGUUUGAGGAUUCCCUGGCAGAUUUUGUGAUAUAUCCAGAAGCUGAUAAUCAGUCCUAUCCACAUUAUGCAGAGGUUUAUCUUUAUUUAUGUUUUUCUGUCACUUUUUUUCAACCACCAACUCCUACCCUUAUACACCAAUAUACCAGACCAACUGAACCACUUUUUGCACUGUGAGUCACUAUAUAUAAUAAUCCUAAGGCCAUUGUAAAUCCUUUAGAUUUUUGUUCCCAACGUAACAAAACUACCUCGAGAUCAGUGGUCACAGGUACCUUCAGAUGAAAGACAUCACUAUGUAUGUUCUCUUUAUGUCAUAAAAAAAACAAUUUUAUUUAGUCCUUCCAAACAUUCUUCUCUUAUUUAACACAUCUGUCAACACUUUAUGCAUGCAGUCCAUAACAAAGACCAUCACUAUGUGUGUCCUCGUACAAUUUCUUAAGAAAAAAAUGAAAUAUUAAUAUAUAAUCCUGUCUACCCCAUAAUUAUAUAACACAUUGAUAGAAAACAAAAGUUGUGCCUUAUCUAUGGAUGUAUCAUUAGAUAAUCAGAGGUAAAGCCCAAGAGUUUAUGUGAAAUUUCUGCCUGAAAAUGGAACAAAAGUAUAUAUUGUUUGAUUACAAAUCAGUUACAUGUACAUGUAUAUGAUGGUGAAUUUUGAGGAUGAUCUCAGAUUUAGGUGAGUGCAUCCACUGUUUUAUGAUUGAGUGAGUUUGUUAGUGAUAAUUGCUGAUCAUGAUAUCAGCAGUCUUGCAGUCAGUUCUUGCUGUAUUUUAGCAUGAAAGGUAAUAGUGUGCUUAGUGGGUAAUACAUGUGCUUCAGUUUUUGCAAUAAUAAUAUGAAGCAAGCAACAGUAGUAAUAUUAUGUUAUUAUCUCAUUUUGUCAAAUUUAUUGACAUUGAGCAGACCAGUUAUGAUUUAUAUCUUGCCUCAUCUUGUUUUAGCAUGUUUAUGCAGAAAAGUCCCACUCAGUACAAUGUAAUUGUACGUAGAUGUUAUUCCUUAUUUUGUUUAUUAUAGAUGUGUACGUGCUUCUAGUCCUUGAUUAUACUCCAUGCUUAAAGACACCCAAUAACCGUGUAACUUGUCAAAUCUUAAAGCUGGGUAAGUGUACAUGAGCUGGUAGAAUUGCGUUCACCAUGUACUACUGACUGAUUCGGGAGUUAUGUGGCGUAGGCAGUAAUAUUGGUGCUCUUGGUCAUAAUCGCUUGAACAAUAUAUCAUUGUCUUCUUGUGACUACAGCCCAUCUCUGCCUAGAUGACAGCCUAGAGAGCGGGACCUCGAUCCACAAAGUGUUUGUAACGUUACAACCUGUCGUAACUCUAUAGUUUUUUCAUAGGCUUACAAAUGUCGUAGUGCUACGAAAGUUUUGCGCAUCGGGACCCUUGGUUACUGGGUCUCCUUUUCAAACUGCGACAUGGUUACUGGGUCUCCUUGUCAAACUGCGACAUGGUUGCUGGGUCUCCUUGUCAAACUGUGACAUGGUUACUGGGUCUCCUUGUCAAACUGUGAAAUGGUUACUGGGUCUCCUUGUCAAACUGUGACAUGGUUGCUGGGUCUCCUUGUCAAACUGUGACAUGGUUACUGGGUCUCCUUGUCAAAGUGCGACAUGGUUACUGGGUCUCCUUGUCAAACUGACAUGGUUACUGAAUGUGAUAACAAAUUUGGCCAGUUACCGUAGACACUGGUCGGCUUAUCGAUAGGUUACACUUUCAUCAAACUUUUUUUCAGGGUUUGAAAACAUUGUAUCGCUUCAUGUGAACAAACAACAGAAGAUGACUUUGUCAGUAAAGACAUCAAAUUCUAGUUUGUUUUUGCUAGGCAGUGUCUUAUAUGCAGGGAUUAAGAUUAACGUGUGUAUUUGUCUCGUAUACAGAGCCAGAAAUAGCAAUCAGCUGUGCACACGUUCCCCCGCGACCUACCUGUAAUUUAGUUAAAACAUACGCAGUAAUAUAAGUAGAUGAAUUCUGUUGCAGUGAUCGGAACAAUACAGUAUCUGAACUAUUAUUGUAUAAAGAGAAAUAUAUUUUAGGUAAUAAUCAGGGUAAUAAUCAUCGCAGUUCAUCCCCAUUUGAACUCACGUCAUGUGACCAUCAUGAUAUCAGAAUGAUAUCACCAUCAUUUGACUACAUCUGUUGAUCAGGCUUGACCAGUGGCUAAGCGUUUGGAAUUAUAACACUGAUUAAAUUACCAGACAAUCAGAAUAUAAAAUAAUCAAGUUUCUACAAUGUGAAUAUACUGUUACUCACUUACUUGCUAGGUGAUAUACAGUUUACUGCUUUAUUCGAUGUUAUAACAAUCAGACAGUAGUCAGUGUUAUACGACCAGAGUUCAUUUCUUUGUUAUUCCAGUCCUCAUGAAAGACAAAGAAAAUAUUAUGUCAGUCAAAUAUAUCACUAGUCUAAGAUGGGGAUUGGACUUGUUUUCCAACAAUCCUGUGGAGAAAUUUCAUGUCUGUGAAAUACCACCUACCAUAUCUCAAGCUUGAAGAAUUGAUGAAUUGAUUUCAAGUAUUUCCAUGGACUGUGUCUCCAUAUGAAUGUAACAAUAUGUCAUAUAUUUCAUAUACCCGGUAUCCAUAGGAACAGGUAUCAGUAUUAAUUUUUAAUUUUCUGGCGUAAGCCAUGCUCAGUAAUACUCAUGAUUAGUACAAUGUUUCAUAGCUUGCCAAAGUAAAUAUGUAAUCACUGUUUUCUGAUAUUUAUGCAGCUGAUUUUAACCACAUUUUAAUGCAUUUUGUUGUUGUUGAUAUCUCCAUGGGUGUGUUUUAACCUAGUUUUCAAAUGCAGCAAAUAAAUUUACACAAAUUUU